Molecule: messenger RNA, 1922 nt
Organism: Cicer arietinum (chickpea)
Lineage: Eukaryota; Viridiplantae; Streptophyta; Magnoliopsida; Fabales; Fabaceae
Product: monothiol glutaredoxin-S17
Biological process (GO): intracellular iron ion homeostasis
Cellular component (GO): cytosol; nucleus
Source: RefSeq, a predicted model, not a curated record
GCUUUUUUGUAAGAAAAAAAUUAAUAUUAAAACCUUUAUUUUUGUUAUAGCGAGGAUUAGGGUUUGUGAGCGUGAUCAUCAUUCAUCAUCAUCAUCAUCGAGAGAGAGAGAAGAAUGGGUGGGUCGGUGCGAGACGUGAAGUCAAAGGGAGAGUUGGAUGAGGUGGUUGGCGGUGGUUCUCCCGUUGUCCUUCACUUUUGGGCUUCAUGGUGUGAAGCUUCUAAGCACAUGGAUCAACUCUUCUCUCACCUGGCCACUGAUUUCCCUCAUACCCAUUUCUUAAGGGUCGAAGCUGAAGAACAACCCGAAAUAUCCGAAGCUUAUUCUGUUUCUGCUGUUCCUUUUUUUGUCUUCUUCAAGGAUGGCAAGACUGUUGACACAUUGGAGGGAGCUGAUCCAUCAAGUUUGGCUAACAAGGUUUCCAAAGUAGCAGGCUCGAUUAACCCUGGGGAUUCUGCGUCUCCUGCUAGUCUUGGGAUGGCUGCAGGAUCUGCUGUUCUUGAAACAGUGAAAGAAUUAGCGCAAGAAAAUUCUUCUUCAAAGGAAAAGAGUAAAGUUCAACCAGUGAUUGGUAGUCAUCUGAAAAAGCGGUUAGAGGAGCUCAUUAACUCUCAGCCUGUCUUUCUUUUCAUGAAGGGAAGUCCCGAAGAGCCCCAAUGUGGAUUUAGCAGAAAAGUUGUUGAUAUUUUGAAGGAAGAAAAAGUCAAGUUUGGCAGUUUUGACAUCCUCUCAGAUUCAGAGGUUCGUGAAGGCUUGAAAAAGUUUUCUAAUUGGCCAACAUUUCCUCAGCUUUACUGCAAAGGAGAACUUCUUGGUGGGUGCGACAUAGCAAUUGCUAUGCAUGAGAGUGGGGAAUUAAAGGAUGUUUUCAAAGAUCAUGGUAUCAAAACCAUCGAUGAAGCAAAUAUAAAAGAAUCAGGAAAUGCCAAGGGUGGCAUCUCUAAAUCUACGGAUUUGAGUACUACACUAACCUCCCGGCUGGAAAGCCUGGUAAAUUUAUGUUCAGUUAUGCUGUUCAUGAAGGGAAAACCAGAUGAAUCUAAGUGUGGUUUCAGUAGGAAGGUGGUUGAAAUUCUCAAACAGGAAAAUGUUCCCUUCGAGAGUUUCGACAUUCUUACUGACGAAGAAGUCCGUCAGGGACUUAAGGUUUAUUCAAACUGGUCCAGUUAUCCUCAACUAUAUAUCAAGGGGGAGCUUAUUGGCGGAUCAGACAUUGUGUUGGAGAUGCAAAAAAGUGGGGAACUUCAGAAAAUUUUACACGAGAAAGGGAUUCUUGCAAAAGAGACAAUUGAAGAUCGUUUGAAGAAAUUGAUCGCCUCUUCCCCUGUGGUGCUCUUCAUGAAGGGUGCACCAGAUGCUCCAAGAUGCGGCUUUAGUUCCAGAGUUGUAAACGCCCUCCGAGAGGAGGGUGUGGAAUUUGGUUCCUUUGAUAUAUUGAGUGACGAUGAGGUGAGACAGGGAUUGAAGGUAUUCUCGAACUGGCCUACCUUUCCUCAGCUUUACUACAAAAGUGAGCUGAUAGGCGGUUGCGAUAUUGUUAUGGAGCUGAAAAGUAAUGGAGAGCUGAAGUCGACUUUAUCUGAGUAGGGAUUAUUGUUAAUCCUUCGAAUAAUCGGGACUGUAUCUUAUAAGCCAUUUUAGCUGUGUGUAUUGAAUGGUCUGAUGAACAAGGCAAUUUUUGUCCUGGUGCCAGGAGGUUGUGCUUGUCUGACAUUAUAAUUGUUCUACAGGGGUUUACUCUAUAUACUAUUUGAUGAGGCUAUUUUAUUCAAUGUCUGUUAACUUUUCCCUCCUUUUGCUAGUUUUCAGAUCUAGUGGAAAAUUGUAAUAUUUAGUGGAGCUUCAUCAAAUGGAAUACUGAACCUGAAUUCCAGAUAUAUUAUAUGGACCUUGCUAAUCCCAUGAUCAGACUAUCUUCAAAA